Prorocentrum cordatum is the source of this 3798-nucleotide messenger RNA. The record is from the annotation of a GenBank genome assembly. NCBI's taxonomy places the organism in Eukaryota, Dinophyceae, Prorocentrales, Prorocentraceae.
AUGGCGCGCUCCCCGCGGGGUGGCGGCAGCGGCAGCAGGCGCGGCGUGAAGUGCUGGAUGUGCAGCUGCGGAGGGUGGAAUUGGGACUGGCGCACCACGUGCCUUGGCUGUGGGCACGCGGCUCCGCAGUGGGCCCUGGAAGCAGCAGCCAAGGCCAAGCCCCAGGCUGACAAGGGCGGCUGGGUGGACCAGCCGCGCGGGCGCCGUGCCCAACGGCAGGCCCGCGGCGCGGCUACGAGCGCGGCAACCUCCAAGUCGCAGACCUCGGUGUCGGGAGCCAGCGGGACGCCCAGCGGCAGCGACGCCACGGCGAUCGAGAGGCUGCAAGUGGCGGUCGAGCAGCUGGAGGCGCUGCAGGCAGGGCCGCCCGACGGGGUCGAUUGCUGCUUCACCGGCGUCGUUGCCAGCCAGCCGGAGGCCAAGUGCGCAGAGCUGGCUGACGCCCAGCGCGCGGCAGCAGAGGCGAACGACAUCAGCAAGGCAGAGAAGCGCCUCCGAGCAGCGCGCAAGGGCCUGGAGCAGAAGCAAGCAGCAUGUGGCAUCGCCGAGGCCCAGCUGCAGAAGGCCCAGGAGGAGCUGGCGCAGCUCGAUGCGGAGGUGGAGGAGGCCAGCCGUGCGCUCCACGUUCUCAAAGAGGAAGCCCGAGUGGAGGCCGCUGCACUGCUGCGUCAGCGUGCAGCCGAGUGGGCAGGAGCCAGCCAGGUCUCAGGGCUCCUCAUUCAGCUGGACAAGCUGCCCGAGGCGUGGGGCUCCAGCAACUUCGAAGUGGCAUGGGCGGCCAUUCGCGCCCAGGUGGAGGCGGUGCGUGCGCAGCUCGCCGAAGCCCCUGCGGCCCCGAGGAGAGUGCCCUGGGCGGAGUCAUGCCCCAUGGAUGAGAUCGACAGCGAGGACGGCGGCCACGCAGGAGGCGGCAGGCCUUGGCGGCCACAGUGCGCCGCGGAGCGCGGCCAGGCCGAACGUCGAGGCGACGCCAACGGCGAGUGGCCGAAGGUCGCCCAGGCGUGCAAGCGGGAGCUGGCGGCCGAGGCUGAGGAUGUCCGCUGCGGACUGGAGGAGACCCGCCUCGCUCCGCACCGCCUGGAAGAGGCCAGAGGAGCAGUGCUGCGCUCGGGCUUUUCGGCGUUCCUCCAUGCGCCGGCGCCCACGGACAAGGAGGGCCCGCUGGCGAACUCAGGGGGCGUGGCGACCCUGGCGCGCAGCGACCUGCAGGCUGCGGGGAUUGUGUGGGCGACGCCGAGUGGCUUGAGGCAUCGCUUUGUUGGGGUCACGAUCACCGCGGCGUCUGGGCUGCUGGCCCUGGCGCGCUCGCUGUGCCUGCAGGACGCCCUGGGGCCCAAGGGCAUCAACCUCGACAUCUUCGCGGCCUUCGGCGACCUAAAGCUGUCCGAGGGCAGGCCCUGGCUCGCGCUGGGCGAUUUCAACAUGGAGCCUGGCGCGCUGCGCGAGUUGGGAUGGCCGCGUGUGCAGCGCGGCACGUACCUGGGGCCUGCUGAGCGCACGUGUGUGGCCCAAGGGGCGGAGCAUGUGUACGACUGGUUCGUGGGCCCCUUUUGCCUGGCCCAUGGCGUCAGGGAGGCCUCGGCUCUGGAUGGCUUUGGGCGGUACCCGCACAAGCCUGUGUGGCUGCUGCUGCAGGACGUGAGGCCCGACGCCCUGGUGCAGGUACUUGUGCGUCCUGGUCGUUUUCCUGGUGUCGACGCGGUUGGGUGCGAUGUGACGCUGCUGGUAUUCCACCAGGGACCGCGGUCCGUUGCCGUCGUGGGCAUGGCCACCGAGUCGUUCGGCACCAACGGGACAGGUCUGGCGGGGAGUCCGUGCGCCACCUUUGAGGCCAGGCUGCCUGGGCUGGCAGCCCUCCGCACCGCCUCAGCGGGCGGCAGGCCGCUGGUGGGCGCUCGCAUCGUUGUAGGCGACAUCGCGAUGCAGGCCGUUGGCACGGAGCAGCUGGUGGCUGCACGGCUCCGCCGCGCUGGGCUGGAAGUGGCGCCUCGCCUCCGUGUCCAGCACCCUCCCCUCGGUGCUGCUCAGUCGGCCCUCCUCGCUUCGCGCCCCAGCCUUGGGCGCCAGCUCGGGGUGCGCAGGAAGUCGCAAGGCUGGCCCUUCCGUAAGACCUUGCAGGUCAGGAACAUCGGCACGGACGCCGCCAAUGAGAGGAGAGGAGUGCAUGAGGGACGAGUUCGAGCUGCAGGAGCGCUUCCCCGAGCUCGCAGGCUGGGCCCGUUCUGCAAGGCUGGGCCCACGGCCAGCGCAGUGUGCAGUCGCAUGGUCACGGGCAACGCGGACGGUGAGCCGCGCAGAUGGAAGCUUGCAGCCUGCCGCAGCGCAGGAGCGCUCCCCAUGGGCGCGGAGCGAGGGCUGGGCAAGCGCUGUGCCGAGCUCAGGAGGAGGCGCAACCUGGCUCCUGCAGCCCUCACGGCUGGCCACGCAGUCCAUAUGAUGGAGGAGCUGCUGCAGACAUGCGACCUGCCGCCCAGGAUGAUGGAGCGGGGGCUGGAGGCGGCGGCGACCAGCAUGGUCGCGAGCUCUGGCGAUGAGCUCGACCUCGCGCACCUCGGGUCUCGGGAGCUGGGCUUGGAGGCUGGCCUUGGCGCUUGGUGUGCAUCCGCACGUAACGCGACGCGGAAGCUCAGCCACGACGCCCGCCUGCAGCGGCCUUUGCGCUGGGACGCCAUCGGACGCCAGCUCGGGCUAGACGGCGGGCCCAGAGUGAGGGAACAGAUCGUGCUCGGGGCCUGCAUCACCAGCACGCACUGGCACCGCCUGUUCGGCUGCCCCGUGCUCGAGGCCCAGCGGCGCGACGGAGUGUUGGCACGGCCGAAGCAGGGUGCAGAGCGAGCGCGGGCCCCAGGCGGGCGCGCAGGCGACAACUUCGGCCGCUGCUGGCUGCCCACACCGGGGCCGCCGCAGGGUCGCCGCAACGACGCCAUGUGGGUACAAUGCGUCGGCUGGCCAGCUGGCAAGCUCAACGGCAAGCUGUACCUCUAUGGCCCGGUGCUCGAGCCGCAGUUCGGCGCAUUCCGCUGUGAAGGCUGGGCCUUUGCGCAGUGCGACGACGACGGCAACCUGGAGGCAGGGGUGCACCGCGCCGUCUGGCGCGACCGCUGCCCGCAGACGGCCAAGGACGGCGAGGACCUUGCAGCCUGGAUGCGGCCACGCUCGGAGAGUAGCCGCUCUACAGGCAGCAGCUCGGCUGCCCUCUCGGCCAGUGCAGUCGCCUUCAGCAUCCUGGGACAUGCCCUGUCCUACGCCUGCGCUGGGGAAGGGGAGGACACCCAGGAGCUCGUGGCAUGCUCCAAGUGCGGCGCCUACAUGACGCUGGGCGGCCGCUCAGGGGUUAGGCCUCGCCUUAAGGAGCGCCGCCCAGGUGACAAGACCGACAAGGGCGGCAGGAACCAGCGCAGCCUGUGGCAACGAGGACUCCAUCCUGGAGGCAGGAGGCAGGAGGGGUCGCGGACUGCCAGGCACAGAGCGAAAGGAGAGGGCAUCCCAGCGCUGCGCUCGCAGGGUCCAGUGCCUGAGCAAGCGCAGGUGCGGUGCCUGGAGUGGCUUGGCACGGCAGCGGAGGCUGCUGCAGACUCUGCGGCCACUGCGAGCAGUGCAGGCAACGCCCCAGCGGCGGCAGCGGAGCCGCAAGUGGUCGCGGGCCCUGGUGGAGCCCCAGCGAAUGCGGCAGCCGCUGCGGCCGCUACCAGCCUGCCUCUGCGGCGCCCAGCCGCGGCGAGAGCAGGGCGACUCGGGGCUGGAGGGGUCAGCGAGGAGGGCCCCUCCGCCGCAGCCGGCCCUGCAGGCGGCGCCCAG